CUGUUUACUCGUGCGUUGGUUUUGGUCUUUGGUCUCGCAUCCUUUAACCAGCAAAGACGGGUCGGAAAAAGUUACAGAUCACAGAGGUGAGUGAGCUAUCUGUACUGGAAAGGGGGUCCGGUCUGGUCUCCCUCCCCAUUCGUUUACACCAACACACGCCAUUUCUCACCUCUCACUCACUUACUCACACACCCUUCCCAGCUAUACAUCUACCCCAUCAAAUCCCUACGCCCCGUGUCCCUCGACCGGGCCACCCUUCGGCGGGAGGGUCUGAAAUACGACCGGCGCUUCAUGCUGCUGAAAGCGGAGGCCGACGGCGGGUACAAGAACAUCCAGGUGUACCAGUUCCCGGAGUGCGCGCUCUUCCACCAGGCCCUCGACGAGGACGGCAACCACCACGACAACCACCCUCACGUCGUCGUCACCUACCACGUCCCCACGGAGCCCCUGAUCGUCCCGCCCCCUCCGCAGCAGUUCACCGCCUUGCGAGUCCCCCUCGCCCCGCCCGUCGACGGCCUCGAAACCGUUGACAUCAAGCUGUUCGGCACCGGCGCGGCCGCGUUCCGCAUGGGCGACCCCUACGACGCUUGGUUCUCCGCGUGCCUCGGGUACCCCGCCGUCCUCGUGUAUAUCGGCGAUAACCGGCGCCCCGUGCUGGCGCAUGCUCCUGCGCGGACCGAGUCCCGGACGCAGAUGCAGACGCAGACGCAGACGCAGUCCCAGUCCCAGUCCCAGUCUUUAAUUUCUUACCUGGCAUCCUAUGUGCCCUAUCAUGGACGACAGCAGCAGCAGCAACAGCAGCCAAAAGAAUCUAGGAGUGGUGAUGGCAACGGUGGACUCGCCUUCAACGAAGCCGCCCCGUUCCUCGUAACGUCCAAAGCCUCGCUGCGCGACGUCAGCGCGCGGCUACCCGAGGGCCAGGAGAUGGACAUGAUUAAGUUCCGGCCGAACAUCGUCGUGGACGAGGUUUGGGUGGAGGACUCUUCUUCCCCUUCCCCUUCCUCUUCCCCCUUCUCCUCUGGCCCAGAAGAAGAAGACGAAAACGACAACAGCAACAGCAACAAUAGUAAUAGUAGUAGCGCGGAUGACGGAUCGUCGUCGUCGUCGAUACCAAAAGCCUGGGACGAGGAUUUCUGGGCGGAGCUGCGGGUGAGCGGCCGUCGCAGCGGGGCGGCGGGCCUCGGGCGAGCUGGGCGCCGUGCUGAAGAAGCUGAUGCGGGACCGCCGCGUGGACGCGGGCAACCGGUGGUCGCCUAUCUUCGGGCGGUACGCCUUUCUGCUACCGUCGGAUGAAAAUAGCAGCAGCGAUCGCGGUGUUGGUAGUGAUAGUGAUGGGAAUGGUGAUGGUGGUAAGAAGAGUGACGAAAGCACAAGAGCAGGGAACUUGGAAGCUGACGUCGCCGUGGGGGACGA
Molecule: messenger RNA, 1413 nt
Organism: Daldinia caldariorum
Lineage: Eukaryota; Fungi; Ascomycota; Sordariomycetes; Xylariales; Hypoxylaceae
Exons: 1
Coding region: 292-1293 (333 amino acids)
Molecular function (GO): pyridoxal phosphate binding; catalytic activity; molybdenum ion binding
Source: RefSeq, a predicted model, not a curated record